This is a messenger RNA of Aspergillus pseudoviridinutans, 1107 nucleotides long. Its product is annotated as Zn(II)2Cys6 transcription factor domain-containing protein. The record is from RefSeq and is a predicted model, not a curated record. Gene Ontology annotation, biological process: regulation of transcription by RNA polymerase II. The coding region runs from base 1 to 1107 and encodes 368 amino acids. The transcript has a single exon. Lineage: Eukaryota; Fungi; Ascomycota; Eurotiomycetes; Eurotiales; Aspergillaceae. Gene Ontology annotation, molecular function: DNA-binding transcription activator activity, RNA polymerase II-specific; zinc ion binding.
AUGCCGUCGCGUCGAUCCCAUACCAAAUCGCACCACGGCUGCACCCAGUGCAAGCAGCGCCAAAUUAAAUGUGAUGAAGCCCGUCCUGCUUGUGGUUCGUGCCGCAGGAAACAGCUCCCAUGUGACUUUCAGAGCUUUGCGCCCCAGCCCUUCUCCCCGCCUCCAUCAAUUGCCGAUAUCACUCUAGGGCGUCCGGGCAGCUCUGCGCUCCCACUGCUGGACUUGGAGUUGUUGCACCACUGGCAUACGGCGACAGCAAAUUACCUAGCGGAUGCUAAGCCGCUGCAGGAUGUCAUACGCACCGUCAUGCCCCAUGAGGGCUUGGCGAACCCUUUCCUAAUGCACAGUGUUCUGGCAGUUUCUGCCCUUCACCGGGCCCACAGCGCGCCCUUGAGCCAUGGCCAGAUGUACGCUGACGCCGCCAUGACACAUCAUAGCCGGUCUCUGGCAUUGUGUACCCCUUUAUUCAAGAACAUUUCCCGCCAAAACUGCCACGCCCUCUUUGCGUUGUCUUGUCUGGUUCCAGUCUUUGUAUUCGCGUCCCGGAGCCCAAGACAGAACCCAAGCUUCCAGAGUCUGAUCGCAGUGGUCGAUGCAUUCAGGUUAAUUCGUGGGGCGGCCUCCGUCGUCAACCAGGCGAGAUCGUGGAUCGAACAAGGGCCCUUGCAUCUCUUGCUGCGGGUUGGUCAGUUUCAAAAGCCGAUAGCAACAGCCGCAAAAAGGUAUGCUGUGGCUCUGUACGCGCAGCUCCAGUCACUGCACCUCAAUCUGCCGCAAGCGGGGCCAUCAUUGAACUCAGAGCCUUUUGCUCCGAACAUGAACGGCUCGAUUAAGAACCUCUUAGAUCUACUUCAACUUUAUCUGCAAAGCGGAGACUCGAGGACCAUCAUGGCCUGGCCAGUUGUGGUCGACCCGUCCUACUUUGACUGUCUGCUUCGUAAAGAGCGGAUUGCACUCCUCACCCUUGCGUUUUACGGGUGCUCCUUGCAGAUACUCUCGGAGCAUUGGUGGCUAGAAGGCUGGGGAGAGUUUUUGCUUCAGCUUGCCAGGGAUCAUUUACCAGGGGCGGAUAAAGAGCUGAUCAACAUAAUCAAUGUACCAACGUAA